AUGGCCAUUAUUCCCUAUCACGGAUUCCCAAUUAAUGAUGAAAUUUUCCCAUUGGGUACCCUUUCACAGAAGACAUUAAACUUUGAUAAUAAACGUUGGAUUCCGGUGAUCGAAUUGAACAUAACCGAUUGUAGCAUUGAUGAAUUGAAAUGUUUGAUUGCUGAAGCGGAAAAACGACGACGAUUUGGAUCAAUAAGAAUCUGGCGAUUAUGGGGCAUAUGUCAGUAUGGACCGGAAAAUGUAUCGUUAGUUCUUGAGGAUAUUGUUUACGGUUCAGUUGCUGAUUUUGUUCGAACAAGUCUUAGGCCAAAAGAUCAGCAAUGUAAAUUUGCUAUGCAAAUAGCGGAUGGUCUUCGAAAUCUUGAAAAAUAUGGUUUUGUACAUUAUCGUCUAUCAAUUGAUGUUUGUUUGCUUACCUAUAAUUAUAAUGUGAAAAUUGCAAUUUAUGGAUUAAGCGCAGGUGAAUUAUAUCCAACAUACGUUGAUCUUGACAGCGUUGAUCAGUGCAGAUGGCUACCACCUGAGUGUUUGCCAGGUUCAGAUGGUACCCCCGCUCCUUAUAAUACAUCGGGAAUGAUUUAUUCCUUCGGGAUAAUACUUUGGUCAAUGUUUCACGGUGGCGCAUUACCGUUUGAAGAUGAACCAGCGGCUAAUAUUCGAAAUCCACAAUAUCGUAUACAAAAUCCAUUAUACAUUGAACCGGAAUUGGUUCCUAAUGAAAUUCGUAAUGAAAAUGAUUACAAAUGGUCCGAAGAAUGGUUGGAAAAUGUCCCCAUCGAUCAUUUCUCAUUUCACGAUAAUCGAACUUUUCGCUUACGUUAUUUAAUAAAUACCAAAAAUUUUGUUCCUAAUGGACCGAUCUUUUUUUACACUGGUAAUGAAGGGAAUAUCGAAUUGUUUGCCCAAAAUACAGGUUUAAUGUGGGAUUUAGCACCGGAAUUUAAUGCUGCUGUUGUAUUCGCUGAACAUCGGUUUUACGGGAAAUCACAACCGUUCGGCAAAGAAAGUUAUUUAACAAUCCGGAAUCUCGGUUAUUUAUCAUCCGAACAGGCGCUGGCUGAUUUCGCUUUUCUCAUACGCCAUCUAAAAAAUAACCGUCUUUUCAACGCUCAAAAUUCAUCUGUGAUAGCAUUUGGUGGCUCAUACGGUGGAAUGCUCGCCGCAUGGAUACGUAUCAAAUAUCCGCAUUUAGUGGAAGGAUCGAUAGCAUCAAGUGCUCCGGUUUUCUGGUUUACUGAUAUGUCCGAUUUAGUCCCGGAAGAUGCAUACAAUCAUAUUGUUAAACGAUCGUUUGUGAAUUCUGGUUGCAUCGAGGAAAAUGUACUUAAUGGAUGGAAAGCACUUGAAAAUUUAUCCUUAACGGUAUCUGGUCGAGCCUAUUUAAAUCACUUAUUUCGUUUGGACAAAAAAUCAUACCUGAAUAACAGUGAUGAUUGGAUAAUGCUUCGAGAAUAUCUGGAAGAUAUAUUUCAAUCAAUGGCUAUGGUUAAUUAUCCAUACCCGAGUAAUUACUUAGCUGAACUUCCCGGAUGGCCUGUUAAAGUUGCAUGCAAAUUUUUCAAUAGCACCAAAAGAACUGAGGAAGAAUAUGCGCAAAGUAUGUUUGGAAUAAUGAAUCUUUAUUAUAAUUAUACAGGACAAAAGGAAACAUUUUGUAUAAAACCAAAAGUAUGCAAAGAUUCCGCUUAUGGAGCGCUUGGUGACAUGUUUGGUUGGUCAUGGCAGUCCUGUACUGAAAUGGUAAUGCAGCAGUGCUCCAGUGGUCCACCCAACGAUUUCUUCAUUAAAAAUUGCCCAUUCACCGUUGAAGGUCAAGAAUCCUACUGUAUCGAUGUUUUUGGAAAACUUGGAUAUACAAAACCAUUAAUGCGACCACAUUGGAGUAUUUUAAAUUAUGGUCAUCGAUAUCCAACUGCCACAAACAUUGUAUUCAGUAACGGAUAUUUGGAUCCAUGGUCUGCUGGCGGUUGGUCAUUGAAAUCACAAAUAAUGGGAUCAUUGAUUAGCAUUAUCGUUAAGGAUGGAGCACACCAUUACGAUCUACGCGGCAAACAUCAAUUAGAUACGAAUUCGGUUAAAAAAGCAAGGAAAUUGGAAAAAUUAUAUAUCAAACGUUGGUUGGAACAUGCGAAAUCAAAAUAA
This is a messenger RNA of Acanthocheilonema viteae, 2142 nucleotides long. The record is from the annotation of a GenBank genome assembly. NCBI's taxonomy places the organism in Eukaryota, Metazoa, Nematoda, Chromadorea, Rhabditida, Onchocercidae.